AUGAGCGAGAAGGAGGUCACCAUCGAUGAGGACUUGAAUGUCGACGACGAGCUCAACGAGUUCGACGACGGGGAGGAGGCCCCUGUCGAUAACGCUAUGCUGUUUGGCUCGCAGCCCCCAGAGGACCGCGCCGGCGCAGACCCCAAGCACAGAAAGCUCUUCGAGAUCCCCGAGUUCACCCGCAAGGACAAGACCGUCAACGAGCUUCUCGACCUCAUGACUGACAACCCCCCUAUCAUCCCCGACGCUGUGAUCGACUACUACUUGACCAAGAACGGCUUCGAGUGCACCGAUGUCCGCGUCAAGCGCCUCCUCGCGUUGGCAACCCAGAAGUUCGUUAGCGACAUUGCGGCCGACGCCUACGAGUAUUCCCGUAUCCGCUCCUCCAUCGCCGUCCAUAACUCCAACAACGGCCAGGCCCGCGCCCGACAACUGAUGCUCGGUCAGCAGCAGCCCGGCACACAGCAGAUCAGCCAGCAGCAGCACCAACAAAACGAAAAGACCAAUGCGAACAAGGUCACCUUGACCGUCAACGACCUCAGCAGCGCUGUGGCCGAGUACGGUCUCAACAUCUCGAGACCAGACUUCUAUCGUUGA
Eremothecium gossypii ATCC 10895 is the source of this 597-nucleotide messenger RNA. RefSeq names its product Taf10p (gene TAF10). NCBI's taxonomy places the organism in Eukaryota, Fungi, Ascomycota, Saccharomycetes, Saccharomycetales, Saccharomycetaceae. The record is from RefSeq and is marked provisional. Gene Ontology annotation, biological process: transcription initiation at RNA polymerase II promoter. The transcript has a single exon. Gene Ontology annotation, cellular component: transcription factor TFIID complex; nucleus; SAGA complex. The coding region runs from base 1 to 597 and encodes 198 amino acids. Gene Ontology annotation, molecular function: RNA polymerase II general transcription initiation factor activity; promoter-specific chromatin binding.